AUGUAUUUUGAAUAAGAAUGUAGAAAAUUUUUAAGACCUCUUAGAUUAGAAUAUCAAAUGUUUGACAUGGGUAGGAAUCAAGAAUAUUUAAGGUCCUGAAAGACUCUCUCUUGCAAAUGGAACCUUGCUCAAACAUGAAAUUAGUGUAAUAAAUUGUUAGGGUCACCAAUUGAAGUGCUCAUUUUUUGAGAUAAACCCUUAAAGCGAUUGCUGUAUAAUUUAUUGCCAUGGUUUUAACGGCUGCCAAGUAGAAGGAGUGAAAUAUGCUCAUGUUGCUGCCCAAUAUAAUCUCAAUUUUUGCACUUUUGAUUUUCAAGGGUGUGGUCAAAGUCAAGGGGAUUUGAUUACUUUUGGGUAACAUAACUUAUUUAAAUAGUUAUUUAGAAUAGAAUGAUAUUACAUGCAUUAUUUUAGAUAUCAAAAAAAGAUUCUAAUAAAACUAAUUUAUUUUAUGGGGGAGAUCAUUGGGAGCUACUACUAUCUAGUUAAAGAAACAACCUUAUGUCAGUGGUUACGUGCUGGAUUCAUGUUUUACUGACCUGAAUAAGGCAUGUGUGAGUAUGAUUUAGAAAUCCACCUCUUUACCAAAGUUGAUUAUUAAAAGUGCAUUAUAUCUACUUAAAGGUACAUGUAAAUUUCAAUAAUCCAGGAAAAAUUGAAUCACAAGGCAAUUUCAAAUUCGAAGACAUCAAAAUUCAAAGGGCUGACUCUAGUGUCCCAACUCUCUACAUAUGUAGUGAUUAAGAUACAUUAAUCAAACCCAAAAAUACGAUUGGCUUAUACUAGUAACAUAAUGGUUUACGAGACCUUAUAAAGAUAUAAGGAGAGCACAAUGAUUCUAGAUCCCUUUAAUUGAUUAACUAAAUCUGUUGUUGGUGUAAAGAGAGAUUUCAAAUUAAUUGUUAAUAAUCCUGUAAUGAAUCAUCACCCGGAGAAAUUCGAAAAAAAUAUUAGCACCUAGCAGGAAGAAGCAGUUUAGUACGCACUCCUUCGGAUAUUAUAAGCAAAUAUGAAUAAAACAGAUAACAUGUUAAUCAUUGCCAAAAUCAAUCUACCUCAGUACUCAAAUACAAUAAUCAAUAUGUCAUCCAAACUAAAAAACUAUACUAUUAAGAAUAUCCUUAAAAAUUUGCUGGAUAAUAGUCGAAAAUCUUACAAUAAAGGAUGAGUUAGGAAGUAGGGAACAGCAUCCAAUUUAUUCGCAAGCCAAUAUUUAAUUGA
Paramecium octaurelia is the source of this 1221-nucleotide messenger RNA. The record is from the annotation of a GenBank genome assembly. Lineage: Eukaryota; Ciliophora; Oligohymenophorea; Peniculida; Parameciidae.